Molecule: messenger RNA, 3457 nt
Organism: Lampris incognitus (smalleye Pacific opah)
Lineage: Eukaryota; Metazoa; Chordata; Actinopteri; Lampriformes; Lampridae
Exons: 6
Coding region: 1-2916 (971 amino acids)
Molecular function (GO): GTP binding
Source: RefSeq, a predicted model, not a curated record
AUGACUGAACACCUUAGGGGCAGUCUGUAUGGGUCCUCUCUUCCAGAGCUGAGGCUUGUCCUUUUAGGGACCAUCGGCUGUGGGAAGACCGCUUCGGGAGACACCAUCUUGAACCAGCUGUCCCCCAUCUCCUCCCCUGAUUCCUCCAGGAGCUGCCAGGUUCGGCAGGGCAUCUCUGAGGGCAGGAGGCUGACCCUGGUGGAGGCUCCCAGGUGGUACUGGUAUGGUGGGCACAUGGACAUUAACGUGAGGAACGAGACGGAGCAGUCGUUGGCGCUGGCGGCGCCUGGCCCACAUGCCUUUCUGCUGCUGGUUCCAGUGGGCCAGUUCACAGAGGUCGAGGGCAGAGUGCCGAGGGAGCUGGAGGAAGUGUUUGGGGAAGGGGUGUUGCGUCACACCCUGGUCCUGCUGACCUGUGGGGACUACCUGAUGGGCCAGACAGAGCAGGCUUACCUGCAGGGGGAGGACCCAGGCCUCAGAGAGGUCAUCGAGCGCUGUGGGGGGAGAUACCAUAUCAUCAAUAACCGCCGUCGAGAGGACAGGGAGCAGGUCCGCGCUCUGUUUGAAAAGGUGGAGAACAUUGUACAGAAAAAUGGAGGCUGCUACAUGGAAACAACCCAAAAGAGAGAGAUGGAGAAACUCGUAAAAGAACGAGAGCAAGAACUCAGGGAGAGGUACAAAGUUAAGGUGGCGGAAAAGCAAGAGCCGCCCAUGGAGUCGGGUCACAUCACAAACACAGAGACUCUGAGGAACAGAGGAGGAAGACAGGAAUACGAUGACACCAAUCCCUUGGAAAAGAGGAGAGAAGAGGAAGGGGACAAAAUGGAGGAGAGCGUGAGCGUGGACCCAAGGAGUGCCGGACUGUGUUCAGCUGCAGCGUCCGAGUCACCAUCAUAUGCAGAGCUACAAAACGACAGCGCCCCGCAGGCCACGAAGAGUUCUAGUUUCAGAGUAAAUUCAGGGGGAAAUCCAAUCCCUGUUGUAUCACAUAACAGCACACUACUUUGUCAGUGGGUAACUUCACCAAAUAUUUCCAGUUUCGGUAACCUCCACUUGGUUUCCAGUACUAAACUCCAGAUUUUCUCCUCGUCUUUCUCAGUUCACCAUUCAGUCAACAGCUUCGAGGAGCAAAUUUCUCCAGGGGCUUCUCCCACUGUCCUCUCUCCACGGUCGUCCAUCUUCUCCUCCUGCUCCUCCUCUCCAGAACUGCGUCUGGUUUUACUUGGCCGGUCUGGAGCAGGGAAGAGUGCAGCAGGGAACAGCAUCCUGGGUCAGGAGGCGUUUACGUCGUGCCCGGACAGCCUGACAUCCGUCACUCUGGAGUGUGAGAAAAAGAGAGCUGUGGUUGCAGGAAGGAAGAUGGCAGUAGUGGACACCCCAGACUGGUUCAACUCGGAGCGUACGCCAGGCGAGGUGCGGGCUCAGAUCUCUUCCUGCAUUGCCCUGUCCACCCCCGGCCCCCACAGCUUUCUCCUGUGCAUCCCCAUAGAUCAGCCUGCAAAGAUGGAGAUGCAGGCCCUGGGGGCCCUCGAGGCAGUUUUUGGCCCUGAGGCGGUCCGGACACACACCCUGGUCCUCUUCACGCAUGCAGACCAACUGAGGGCAAGCGGGAAGGUGGUACAGGGCAGCGUGGAGGCAUAUAUUGCCAGUCAGCGGGGGGAUCUGUUGAAACUGGUGGAGAAGUGCGGCGACCGGUUUCACAUUUUGGAGAGGGGAGAGGGUGAGGAUGAGCGAAGGAACGUGGAAGAGCUGCUGGAGAAGGUGGAGCAGGCGGUUCGAGAAGGAGGAGGGCAGUGUUACUCCUGUCCUGCCUUUCAAGAAGCUGAGAACAGGGUGAGGCAGAGGCAGAUGGAGAUAGCGAAGGAGAGGAGGGGGAAUUCAGAACAGGAAAGAGUGGAGGUUGACAGACAUUUUGGUGCCAAAACAUGGUUGCACCAUCCCACCAUGCCACGCCUCCUGGAAGCAGAAGAAGAGGAGGAAGAGGAAGUGAGAGAGCAUGAGAUGGAGGAAGCAAGGGAUGAGGCAGAGAGGAACGUAAGCACCAUGAAUCUGGAGAGUCUUGCUCCUAUUUCACCCUCCACGUUGUCCCCUUCGCUCAUUCGUUCUAUGAUGGAAAAAUUGAGCUCUGGAGCAAAGAUGCUUCCUAAGAUGUUGGCCGAUAGCUCUGUGUGGGUUGGUGAAGGGGCAAAGACAGUGGCAACUAGUCCAAUGUGGGAAAAAGUUGGUAAGGGGACAAAAAGUGUACAAAAAAUGGUGGCUGAUAGUUCUGCAUGGAAGAAGUUAGGAGCAAAUGUUCCAAAGGUGAUGACUGACAACUCUCAAUGGGUCGGAUCGGGAGCAAAGAGGGUGGCAUCGAGUCCCAUGUGGGAAACGGUCGGGUCAGGUGCAAAAUCUGGAGCCAAAUUGGUCGCAGACAGUUCCAUGUGGGUUGGAUCUGGGGCCAAGGCUUUGGCACAAAGUCCAAUGUGGGGCAAGGUAGGAUCCAGAGCUAAAUCUGGAGUCAAAAUCAUGGCCGACAGAUCGGCGUGGGUUGGUUCUGGAAUUGGGUCCGGAGCAAAAAAUGUAGCUCAGAGUCCCAUGUGGGGAAAAGUGGGAUCUGGGGCCAAGGCCGGGGUCAAAAUGGUGGCAGAAAGCUCAACAUGGGAGAAAAUCAGGACUGGUGCUGAAAAAGUACCGAAGGUAGUCAUAGUGGGUGCAGUGCUGGGUCUGGUGCUCGGGGUAUUUUUCGGGGGGGUGAUAGGGGGAGCAGUGGGGGGGGCUGCUGGAUCUCUGAUAAGUGAAGUAGGCAGACGGAAACUCAGUAAAACUCCCACACGGGAGGAGUUGGGUGAUGCUGCAACAGACGCAGGGAAAACGGUGGAAAAAGGGGUGGCAUCUCUGGUAAGAGGUGGAGAGAAGAUGUUGAAAGCAGAAUGACAGAAACUAGGUGAGCAGAGGGCGACUAGAGAGAAAAUGGAUGAACAAAUGUAAGACCACUCCAAAUUAAUUUUGGGUUCAAUGGGUCAUCCAUAUAUCAAAUUUAACAAAAACAACAGCAAGCAAAAAAUUGCUUUCACGUUUAUUUUGACUUUUUAGCCCCUACAAAUAAUUAAUCCAAAUUUGUUGUCUCACCACAAUGAAUGUCACAUUGAGAUAGUGGAAACUUACUUUGUCUAUAUGUAUGUCUCCCUAUCUGACAGCGAGGGAAGCUUUUAAUUGGCUCGAAUUUACAAAAUGAAGAUUAAAUUGAAAUAAAUUCCUUGUUAAAAGAGAAACUCAGCUAGUGUGUAUUUAAUAAUAAUAAUAAUAAUAAUGAUAAUAAAAAUAAUGAUGAUGAUAAUAAUAAUAAUAAUAAUUUAAGCACUAGUUAACCUGGUUUGGAUAUGUCAAACAUUAUGUACAACUCUUUCUUAUUGGCCAAUAAUAUUCCAACAUGAAACGAAGCUCAUUAAAAAAAUGUAUAUUUGUACAAGGUAUG